This is a messenger RNA of Mauremys mutica (yellowpond turtle), 1615 nucleotides long. RefSeq names its product serine protease 27-like. NCBI's taxonomy places the organism in Eukaryota, Metazoa, Chordata, Testudines, Geoemydidae. Bases 599 to 1585 code for a protein of 328 amino acids. The record is from RefSeq and is a predicted model, not a curated record. Gene Ontology annotation, biological process: proteolysis. Gene Ontology annotation, molecular function: serine-type endopeptidase activity. The transcript has 6 exons.
UCAAAGUUUCUUUUCUACACCCAGACUGGGUGCUCGUGAGUGAGGAAGUGUUGCCUCUCAGAGGCGCCCAGGGGUGGAGUGUAAAUGUCCCAGGUCACUGGGUGGGGGCUCAAACCGGUUCAGUGUUGUAUUGUUGAAAAGGAACCACUAGAGACUGAACCCGGCCCCGGUUGCUGCUGGCGCCAGCUGGCAGAACGGUUACACAUGAGAGCCCUCUGUGAACCCGUAACCAUCCUUUUCCUACGACCCAUGCGGCAGAGUAAGUGCGGGGCUGGGAGCCCAGGACACCUGGGUCCUAUGGGAGGGGAGUAGAGACUAGCGGGUUGCAUUCCUGGGUUCACUUGCAAGGAGAGUGGGGUCUACUAGGUUACAGAGCGGGAGUGGGGCUGGGAGUCAGGACGCCUGGGUUCUAUCCCAGCUCUGGGCGGGGGGAGCUGCCAUCGGCACCUCUCAUGAACUUAUCUGCCUUGUGGUUUUAUAGCUCUGAUUGUGAAUGUGACGUGUAGCCUGUAAAUUGCAGCCAGUGACUUUCCCUUCCCGGUCUGGGUUUUGGUCCCAGCCCUCGGGGGAGCCGGCUGGAGUCGCGGGAGCCGGUAUCAUGGGUGUUCUCAGCUGCCCGCUGGCCGCCCUGCUGCUGCUCCUGCUGCUGCUGCCACUGCUGGAGGGUGCUGAGGAGUUCCAGUCAACCUGCGGGCAGUCGGUGGCCUCCGGCCGCAUUGUAGGAGGGCAGGAUGCCCAGAACGGGGCUUGGCCCUGGCAGGCCAGCAUCCGAUACAACGGAGUCCACAUCUGCGGAGGGUCCCUCAUCACCGGGGAAUGGGCGGUGUCUGCGGCUCAUUGCUUCAGUCUGAAUUCGACCCUCACUGCUUACUCUGUUUCCCUUGGGGAAUUCCAGCUGAAUAGCCAGAAUGCAAACGCCUUCACUUCUGCUGUGUCACAGAUCAUAAUCCACAGCGACUACAACUCCAGCAGCUCUGCCUCAGACAUAGCCCUGGUGCACUUACGCACGCCCCUUCACUACACCGCCUACAUCCUCCCCGUCUGCCUUCCGGACCCCAGUGAUUCCAUCGCGAAUGGCACCCUGUGCUGGGUCACCGGCUGGGGGAACGUCCAGACGGAUGAACGUCUCCCUGCUCCCCGCACUCUGCAGGAGGUUCAGGUCUCACUCAUAGAUGUCGAGACGUGCAACGACCUCUAUAGCAAACCCAUCACAGGGUCCCCGGGGUCGCGCCCCAUCCAAGAUGACAUGGUGUGUGCUGGCUACCCCGAAGGAGGGAAGGACUCCUGCCAGGGGGAUUCUGGGGGACCCCUCGUUUGCUCGCAGGCUGACUCCUGGUUCCUGAUCGGCAUCGUGAGCUUCGGAGACGGCUGUGGCCUCCCCUACCGUCCUGGGGUCUAUACCCGGGUCUCGGCCUACUCCGACUGGAUCCAGCAGCAGCUCCCCAGUGUGGAAUCCGGGGUGGUGAAUGUCACCAUUAGGAGUCAUCCCAAUGCCGGCUACACUCCAGUGUCCACCCCCCUGCUUCUCGGCACCCUCCUGCUGGCCAGCGCUGGCCCGGGGAUGGGGCCACUGCUUGAUUUCUGAUCUGCUAAUUUAACAACCAGCCCUGCCAUG